AUCAGCAUUCGUGCCUUUAACCGACCUAAGUUCUUUCCUGUCUUCAGAUUUAUUCAGAUUAACGGGACCUGGCGUCACAAUGCAGCUUUGUUGCUCAAACAGCUUAACACAUCAAGUGACCGGAGGUGUGAAAGCCUCUCGCUCUCUUUUCCCUGCCCUGUUUUCGUUCCUCCUACAGUUUCCCCGGACGCGGCAGCCGCACGUCUCUGCAGCCAGUGGCGGCCGAGGCCAGACUUUCCACGCUCGGUGAUAUGUGACAAUAAGGGGCUUCUGAGACGCAGGUCAAGGGCUGAUAGGCUCAUCUGUCCCACUGGUUCCCUUCAUGUCAGGCCGCCGCCACGCGGGAAGCGAUGACGGUCACGUACUCCCGCACGGUCGCGGACGCGGGUCUGGGGACCUUCUUCAACCUGCUCCUGCGAUGGAAGGGCAGCAUCUACAAGCUCCUCUACAGGGAGCUCAUCAUCUUCACCGCGCUCUACUACUUCUUCAGCAUCGUUUACAGGUUUGUGUUGAACGAGGAGCAGAGGAGGCUGUUUGAGAAGCUGUCGAUAUACUGCGACCGGUACGCGGAGCUCAUCCCCGUGUCGUUCGUGCUGGGGUUCUAUGUCACCCUGGUUGUGUCCCGCUGGUGGGGUCAGUUCGAGAACGUGCCCUGGCCGGACCGCCUGGCGGCGUUAGUGGGGGGUCACGUGCGCGGGGCCGACGAGGCCUCCAGGUUGACCCGACGCACGCUGAUGCGAUACGCCAACCUGUCGGGUGUCCUCAUUUACCGCUCGGUCAGCACCGCCGUCUACAAGAGGUUUCCCACCAUGGAGCACGUGGUGCAGGCAGGGCUGAUGACGUCAGAGGAGCGGAGGCACCUGGAGAACCUGCCCUCCCCUCAUAACAAGUUCUGGGUUCCGUGCAUGUGGUUCGUGAGUCUGGCUCUGAGAGCUCGGACGGAGGGUCGCAUCAACAACGACGUGGCGCUGUCGGCCAUUUUCACCGAGUUAAAUAGUUUGCGGGCAAAGUGUAUGAAGCUGUACGGUUACGACUGGAUCAGCCUGCCGCUGGUCUACACUCAGGUGGCCACCGUGGCCGUCUACAGCUUCUUCCUGGCCUGUCUGAUUGGCCGUCAGUUCCUGGACCCUGCUCAGAGGUACCCCGGUCACGACGUGGACUUCUACCUGCCCGUGUUCACCUUGUUGCAGUUCUUCUUCUAUGUCGGCUGGCUGAAGGUGGCAGAGCAACUCAUCAAUCCUUUUGGUGAAGACGACGACGACUUUGAAACCAACUGGCUGGUCGAUCGCAAUUUACAGGUGUCUUUGUUGUCCGUGGAUGAGAUGUAUGACAGCCUCCCGCUAGUUGAGAAGGACAUGUACUGGAAUGAGUCUGAGCCUCAGCCUCCCUACACCACUGCCAGUGCUGAACACCGCAAACCCUCCUUCAUGGGCUCGGCACUAGAUAUAAGUGUGCCGAAGGAGGAGAUGGAGUUUCAGUCCAACCUGGAGCAAAUUAAAGAGCACGAGGAGGCCAACUACUCCACUCCGUUGCUCGGAGGCCUGGGUCGUCUUCUUGGUGUGCACUCCCCCAACUUCCCCCGCUCCUCCCGCGUCUCCCUGCUGCGUCGCCGCCCCGGAGCUCCACUGAGCCGUUUCCCUCUGUACCUGCACUCCGAAGCCCCAUCGACCUCGAAUCAAGCCCGUCACCCUUUGAACCAGGAGCGAGAUCCAGACUACGCGUUCUCCCACGUGCCCCUGUAUGAGAGACCGGGCUUCUACAGCUGCCCUCAAACGCCCAUCCACUGCGUGCCCCCUGCGGUGCCCCGUCCCCGACCUGCCCGCAGAGCCCAAAGCGAGUGGGAUCGCAGCUGCACAUCCCUCGCCCCUCCGACGGUGGGGUCACAGGUGCUGCCUCCGGACACGCCCAGCCAUAUCCCACCCCCGCCGUCCUCCGCUUUCCCCUGGCUGGGCGAGGACGGCGAGGCCCAGAGCACGCCUGCCUUUUCCUUCCCAGACCCGCUUACCGAACUUAGCUCAAUAUCGAAGCCCAGACCUGGACAUGGCUUGCUGUCCCGCCGCCCGCUACCCCCCCGCCUUACGCUGGACAACCUCCCCUCAGCCGACAGCCAGCCAGGACCCCAAAGUGCUCGAGGGGCAGGAAGUGGAGGAGAAAGGGUGUUCUCGUUCACUCCUCCCUCUCGCACAGCUGCUGCAAAUCCCAAUAAUCCCAACAGCAGCUCUAGCAGCAUUAAUGCAACAAGCACCAACAGCGCUGGCACCACAGGAAGUCUGUGCAACAGUACAAAUCACAGUAAUUUUAGCAACCAUGGGAGCUUUGGCACCAACAUUAGAGCAAGCAACGGGGGCACCAACGGGGGCUUGAGCAAUAACAUGAACACAGUUUCCACUUCAGCGCCAUCGCAGCAAGAAAGCAACCAGCAAAACUCUCCCAAUGACUCAGGAAUCUCACUGGCUGAAGGAGACCUGCUGGGAGUUUUGGUGGAGGGUGGAGUGACCAAGGCAGCGGGAGGAAGGGAGCAGGACUGAGAAAAGAGCAUGUGCCGCCAUUGUUUACCACGUCAUGGUAUCGGUUGGAUUUGAAAGGUUUUACACAUGGGCCUCACUCACAACUGCAAAGUAUUUGUUGCAAAUAUAAAUUAAUCUCUAAUUCCCAAUAAGCAGAACAAUUACCCUACUUCCAAAAAGUCCCUUAUGAGUUUUAUUCCUAAACAUGUGAAUCAAAAGCAAAACGCUCCCAUCUUAUCUGUAGCAAGAAGCCAAAAGGUUUAACUCUAGUUGUUCCAUCGCAGUAACAAAUAUCCCUGAUCACAUUGUGCUGCUUCUGUUAUGUCAACAUUUUUAAUGAAAAA
Messenger RNA from Betta splendens (Siamese fighting fish), 2851 nucleotides. It is a transcript of the gene best1, whose product is annotated as bestrophin 1. The record is from RefSeq and is a predicted model, not a curated record. Gene Ontology annotation, molecular function: chloride channel activity. NCBI's taxonomy places the organism in Eukaryota, Metazoa, Chordata, Actinopteri, Anabantiformes, Osphronemidae. The transcript has 10 exons. Bases 351 to 2528 code for a protein of 725 amino acids.